Messenger RNA from Racocetra persica, 507 nucleotides. NCBI's taxonomy places the organism in Eukaryota, Fungi, Glomeromycota, Glomeromycetes, Diversisporales, Gigasporaceae. The record is from the annotation of a GenBank genome assembly.
AUGGAAGUUAUAGAAGAAGAUUUAUAUGUUUAUGCUGCUGACGUUUCUCAAGUUGACAUUAAUUCUGCGGUUAAAAAAAAAAUUUCUAGUUUGAAUAAUUCUCAAACUACACCUGAAGUAUAUAGAUCUGUUCGAUCAAAACUCUUAACUGCACAUCAAAAUGCAAAUGAAAAAUCAUCCGAUAUGUCUUUAGUUGAACCGGGUAAACAUUUCAUUGAUUUAACUGAUAAUUCUCAUCAUUCGAAGCGUACAAGAGUACAAGAUCUAAAAAAUAAAGAUGAUUGUGUUACGAAUGUUGAUCCAAAUUACGGUUAUUGUGAGCAAACGAUUGAAUAUGAUAGAGAAUAUGUAAAUGACAACAGUGAAUGCGAUAGUACCGUUAAUGAAAACGAAAAAAUAGUGCUUAGCCAUAAGAAUAUGAAUAAAGGCAAAGAGAAGAUAACACAAUCUGUAACGCAUAAUACUAGAAGUCGAACCGAAAGGUUUAAAAAUGUAAAUGAAGAAUAA